AUGGAGAAGAGCAGGUAUGGCUCAUGUUCUCACCAUGGGUUAUUGCUAGCGCUGCUGAUUUGCUUGCUGUUUGAUUUGUCCAUGGCCCGCGUGCAACCACUGCGGCUAAACAAAGUGCAGGAAAGCACCAUGAGAAACCUUUCAAGCAUGGUCUCCACCAUGGCUCCGUGGAGCCACUGGGACACAACCGACCCGAACCCGUGCCUGUGGAGUGGGAUCACUUGCUCUGUGCCGUCUAACCGCCCUGGUUCAUCUGCAGUUGUGCUGCACCUCUCCAUGUCUCGCUUUGGCCUCUCCAACUCCACCGUAAUUGCCUGCUUAUGCUCCCUUGAUACCUUGGAAUCUCUGGACCUCUCAAAAAACAGGUUCACCGAUCUGCCACAGCAGCUCUCCUCAUGCCCCUUGGGUGCUAGAUUGCGGACGCUCAAUUUGAGCUACGCUCAGUUGCCUGGACCGCUCGGCGACUUCACUGGUUUCCGCAAACUGGAGGUUCUUGAUUUCUCCUUCAGUUUGCUGAGUGGAAAUGUAGACGAACAGUUGAGUUCUUUGCCCAGAUUAAGAAGCUUGAACCUUAGUUACAAUACACUUGGUGGUAGCCUCCCAACAAUAAUGGUCCACUCUCUGAAGGAACUGGUGUUGUCUGGCAACGGCUUCAGUGGUUUGAUACCUAGUGAAAUCACCAUGAAUACAGAGAUGUUGGAUUUGAGUUACAAUAAGCUUAGUGGUGAGAUACCUCCUGAUCUGUUCUUGGCUGGUGGUUUGCAUACCGUUGAUCUCACCGGCAACAGGCUUGAAGGGCACAUCCCACAAGGAUUCUCUCGCAGCCUCUAUCGCCUUCAUCUCGGAGGAAACUUGCUCGAUGGUAGUAUCCCAGGCUCGAUUGGUGAUGCCUCAAGCUUGUCUUAUCUUGAGCUGAACAAUAACCACUUGGCGGGAGGCAUACCCCGACAAGUUGGCAGAUGCAGUAGGUUGGUUCUCUUGAAUCUGGCAAGCAAUCAGUUGAACGGUGCAGUGCCCGCUGAGAUCGGCAAACUUGAUAGCCUGGCUGUUCUGAAACUCCAAAUAAACAAUUUUGACGGACAUAUACCAAGCACACUUGUCAAUCUGGUGAACUUGAAUGUACUGAACCUUAGCCAAAACUCAUUUACUGGAGAGAUACCACAUGAAAUUUUCCAGCUACCACGGCUUUCAAACAUAAAUUUGCAGGGCAACAAGAUCACUGGCGCCAUUCCAACUUCAAUCAGUUCACCGCAAUCUCUUAUUGAGCUUCAUCUCGGGGAUAAUGAGCUCACUGGUGUCAUCCCCACAAUGCCGACCAGCUUGAGUGCACUUCUGAAUCUAAGUCACAACCAUCUCAGUGGGUCUAUUCCUUCAAAUAUUGGCAUUUUGAAGGACCUGGAGAUCCUUGAUCUUUCCUACAACGAUUUGUCUGGCCCGAUACCAUCCUCGCUCGAAGGUUUGCAAAGCUUGACAGAGUUGGUGAUUUCUUAUAAUCAGCUCUCUGGAUCCCUUCCAGCAUUUCGAGAAUCUGUGGCAGUCGAUUCCACGGGAAAUCCAGAUCUUCUUAACUAUACCGCCAACGCUUCAGACGUGAUGACAAGCACCGAAGAUCACAGCUCGGCUAUAUGGGUUGCGGCAGUUUCAUUUGUGGUUGGCUUCGUCGUCUCUUUCUAUGGGGAUGGGAUCAGACACGGGUGGCUUACAGGUUGA
Molecule: messenger RNA, 1710 nt
Organism: Aegilops tauschii subsp. strangulata
Lineage: Eukaryota; Viridiplantae; Streptophyta; Magnoliopsida; Poales; Poaceae
Molecular function (GO): protein binding
Source: RefSeq, a predicted model, not a curated record